GCUGCCUGCUUUAAGACAAAGAGAAUUUGUUGCAUCCGUCUCCAGCUUUGAGGCGUCUCUCAGAGGCCAAACUCAUACAAAAAAGAGCGCGUCGACACGCAUCAGAGUCCAGAUCUUACAGACCGACUAUCUACAUCCAUAUUGCGCAAAGAAACGUGGUCUUCAGGGCGCACAGGUGGGUGCGCUCUCUCCAAGGUGCCAACAGCUCGGUGUGCGCAGCGCAUCCGCUGCAGUUUUGGACACCAGAACGCAGCGCUGCAGCUGAAACUAAAUGCUCUCAGAUAUCACCUGAUUUAUUCGUUUGUUAUUUCGUUUUUUAAGGGGGUAAAGAUGGAUUUGUAUGCCCGGUAGUCUCGUGGAGAGAGGAGGGGACAUGGGCGGGGCCGAGGCGCCUCUCGUCUCCCCUCCACGCCUAGCGGGGCAGCAGGGCUGGAAAGACCUCCCGGGAGCACAGUCGCCAGUCCAACACGGAGACCCUCCUGGCCAAAAAAAGGCGCCUCUCAGUCACCAGGAUUGCCAAAAAUUCCUGAAAAAUAUACCUGCUAUUUAUGGCAUGUGGCUUGUAACUUUACUCCUGCUGUACUCUCUCCAAGAAGUACACAGUGAGGAUGUGGGCUCUACCAGGCUGUACUUUGUGAAUGCUUCCCUGCAGAGGGUAACCUACUCCAGCUCCGUGGGGGUGUCCCUACCCUGUCCUGCAGGGGGCACCCCCAGUGCCAUUCUGCGCUGGUACCUGGCCACCGGCGAUGACAUCUACGAUGUGCCCCACAUCCGCCAUGUGCAUACCAAUGGCACCCUCCAGCUGUACCCCUUUUCCCCCUCUGCCUACAACAGCUACAUCCACGACAAUGACUACUUUUGCACCGCCGAGAACCAGGCCGGCAAGAUCCGCAGCCCCAACAUCCGCAUCAAAGCUGUUUUCAGGGAGCCCUACGCUGUGCGGGUGGCGGACCAGCGCUCGAUGCGGGGCAACGUAGCAGUGUUCAAGUGCCUCAUCCCUGCUGUCGUUCAGGAGUAUGUCAGCGUUGUGUCCUGGGAGAGAGACACCGUUUCCAUUGUUCCAGGUAACAGGUUCUCACUGACCUCCUUUGGGGCCCUUUACAUCUCUGAUGUUCAGAAGGAGGACGCCCUCUCCACAUACCGCUGCAUCACCAAGCAUAAGUACAGUGGUGAGACACGGCAAAGCAACGGGGCCCGGUUGUCAGUAAUGGACCCCAGCGAGUCCUCGCCCGUCAUCUUGGACAGUUUCCAAGCAGGGGAAGUGUACGCCGGGCAGAGCAUUGACCUCCCCUGCAUAGCGGGCGGCUACCCCAGCCCCACAGUUCGCUGGCUAAAAGAUGGCCGACCUCUGCCCUCAGACGCCCGCUGGACACGACGCCUGACGGGACUCACCAUCAGUGACCUGAGACAGGAGGACAGUGGCAGCUAUGCCUGUGAGGUCACCAACAGCUUUGGCUCAAAGGAGGUUUCUGGACAGCUUCACAUAAUAGAUCCACUGAGGGUGACCUUGUCUCCUAAGAAUCUGAAAACAGGCAUCAGCAGCACACUUUUCUUCACCUGUAGCGUGGAAGGCUCUCCUGAGUACGCCAUCACCUGGUACAGGAACACGGAGCCUAUCAUCCCUGACCAGCACAUCUCCAUCCAGGGCCAACACAACGACACCCUUCAGAUCACCGCAGCACAAAAGUUUCACUCCGGGGCCUACCAGUGCUUCGCCUCCCGAAAGGGCCACACUGCUCAGGACUUUUCCAUUAUUUUGUUAGAGGAUGGUACUCCUCGCAUUGUGUCUUCCUUCAGCGAGCGAGUGGUGAACCCCGGCGAGCCUUUCUCCCUCAUGUGUGCUGCCAAAGGAGCCCCGCCCCCUUCCAUCACCUGGACCCUGGACGACGAACCCGUCGUACGAGACUCCACCUACAAGACCAGUCAGUACACCCUGUCAGACGGCCUCACCGUGUCCCACGUGAAUGUCAGCAGUCCGCUCAUUCGAGAUGGGGGAGUGUAUCGUUGCGUCGCACGCAACUCGGCCGGUAGCGCCGAGUACCAAGCGCGCAUAAACGUAAGAGGUCCACCUCAAAUUAGACCCAUGCGAGACAUCACAGCAGUGGCGGGCAGAAACACAUAUAUAACAUGCCGUGUGAUUGGGUACCCCUAUUACUCCAUCAAGUGGCUGAAGGACGGCAUGCAGCUGCCUGAUAAUCAUCGUCAAGUGGUGUUUGAGAAUGGCACCCUGAGGCUCACAGACGUGCAGAAGGGCGCCGACGAGGGGACCUACUUGUGUAGCGUUUUGAUCCAGCCCCAGGUGUCGAUCAACCAGACCGUCCACGUCACCGUCAAAGUGCCACCGCUCAUCCAGCCCUUCGAUAUCCCCUCUACCUCAGUGGGGAAGCUCAUGUACAUUGCCUGCGUGGUGUCAUCUGGGGACAUGCCCAUUCGCAUCACCUGGCACAAAGACGGCCAGCUCAUCGUGCCAGGCUCGGCCUCUGGCGUUGCAAUUGAGACCAAAGAGUUCAUGAGCUCCCUACAAAUCUCCAAGGUUACGCUGAAGCACAACGGAAACUACACCUGCAUCGCCAGCAAUGCUGCUGCCACCGUCAGCUGGGAGAGACAGCUGAUUGUCACUGUGCCGCCACGCUUUGUGGUGCAGCCCAACAACCAGGACUGCAUAUAUGGAAAAGCAGGAGUUCUGAACUGCUCAGUGGAGGGUUACCCACCUCCAAAGGUCAUGUGGAAACACGCCAAAGGUGUUGGAAACCCGCAGCAGUAUCAUCCCAUCCCUCUCACUGGUCGCAUCCAGAUCAUGUCAAACGGCUCUCUGCUUAUCCGACAUGUUCUUGAGGACGACCGAGGAUACUACCUCUGUCAGGCCUCCAACGGUGUGGGCUCAGACAUCAGUAAAAGCAUGAUCCUCACUGUCAAAAUUCCUGCAAUGAUCACCAGCCACCCCAACACCACCAUGGCCAGGAAGGGCCAGACCAAGGAGCUGAACUGCACGGCACGAGGCGAGCAGCCCAUCAUUAUCCGCUGGGAGAGAGGAGACACGGUCAUUGAUGCAGAGAGAAAUCCCCGGUACUCCAUCACCAUCAACAAGAAGGGAGAUGAAGUCAUCUCCACCCUGAAGCUGAACCCAGCCGAAAGAGGAGAUUCAGUCUUCUUCUCCUGUCAUGCUAUAAACUCCUAUGGAGAAGGUCGAGGUCUCAUCCAGCUCACAGUACAAGAACCACCAGAUCCCCCUGAGCUGGAAGUCAGGGAGGUGAAGGACAGGAGCAUGAACCUGCGCUGGAUCCAAAGAUUUGAUGGCAACAGCAUCAUCACCAGCUAUGACAUUGAGUACAAGAACAAGUCAGACUCUUGGGAUCACAUGUACACAACCAGGAAUAUCUCUCCAACCAACAAUCAAGCCAACAUUGUGGAGUUGCACCCAGCAUGUGUUUACAGCAUUCGCAUGUUCUCCUAUAACAAAAUUGGUCGCAGCCUCCCCAGCAAAGAACUCACAAUCAGUACUGAGGAAGCACCACCUGAUGGACCACCGAUGGACGUGAUCCUGCAACCAAUGACGUCUCAGAGCAUUCGAGUUACAUGGAGGGCUCCUAAGAAGGAGCUGCAGAACGGGGUGAUCCGAGGCUACCAGAUUGGUUACAGGGAGAAUGGCCCAGGCAGCAACGGCCAGUACAGUAUCGUGGAGAUGAAAGCUACGGGGGACAGUGAAGUGUACACGUUGGACAACCUGAAGAAGUUUGCUCAGUACGGGGUUGUUGUCCAGGCUUUUAACAGAGCCGGCACGGGCCCAUCCAGCACCGAGAUCAACGCCACCACGCUGGAAGAUGUGCCGAGUGAGCCCCCUCAGAACGUGAGAGCCAUCUCAGUGACGUCAGACGAAGCGGUGAUCACGUGGGCGGAGCCUCCCCGCAUGACGCUGCACGGCGUGCUGAAAGGCUACCGGGUCGUGUUUUGGUCCCUCUUCCCUGACGGAGGUGGGUGCUGUGGGGGCCAGGCCCAGUGGCCAAUGCAGAAAUGGGGCGAGAUGCAGAACAUCACCACCACCCGUGAGCAGGUAGAGCUGCGAGGGCUGGACAAGUUCACCAACUACAGCGUCCAGGCCCUGGCCUACACCCAGGCUGGAGACGGAGUCCGCAGCAACGUUCUGUACAUCCAAACGCGCGAGGACCUUCCCGGUCCACCAGCUGGCAUCAAGGCGGUUCCUUCCUCUCCCAGUAGCGUGGUCGUGUCCUGGUUACCUCCUCUCAAACCAAAUGGUGUUAUCCGCAAGUACACCAUCUACUGCUCCAGUCCAGGAUCCGGACAGCCGGCACCCAGCGAGUAUGAGGCCAACCCCGAGAUGCUCUUCUAUCGCAUCACACACCUCUCCCGUGGAAAACAGUACCACAUCUGGGCUGCGGCCGUGACAACCGCCGGCCGAGGCAACAUCAGCUCAAAGGUCACCGUGGAGCCUGCAGGGAAAGUUCCAGCUAAGAUCCUGUCCUUUGGAGGCACAGUCACCACACCCUGGAUGAAGGAGGUGCGUCUGCCCUGCAGCUCAGUGGGAGAACCUGCCCCCACAAUCAAGUGGACCAAAGACAGCGAGGACUCUGCCAUUCCGGUGACAGCUGACAGUCAGAGGCAGAUCUUAUCCAAUGGCACACUGGUGCUGCGGUCAGUCAAAGCUGAGGAUUCUGGGUACUACACCUGCACGGCCACAAACACGCUUGGUUUUGACACCAUCAUUGUGAACCUGGUGGUCCAGGUUCCUCCUGACCAGCCUCGUCUGACCGUCUCCACCACAUCCACCUCCUCCAUCACCCUGGCCUGGAUUCCUGGAGACAACGGAGGAAGCUCCAUCAGAGGGUUUGUGCUGCAGUAUUCUGUGGACAACACUGAGGAAUGGAGGGAUGUGUUCAUCAGCUCCAGUGAACGUUCCUUCAGGUUGGACAAUCUCCGCUGCGGAACGUGGUACAAAGUCAAACUGGCUGCCAAGAACAGUGUGGGCUCAGGUCGCAUCAGUGAAAUCAUCGAGGCUAAAACACACGGAAGAGAACCAGUUUUCAACAAGGACCAGCCGCUGCUGACUCACAUCAACUCCACUCACGCUGGACUCAACCUGCAGGGCUGGACCAGCGGCGGCUGCCCCAUCACCGACCUGAUGCUGGACUUCAGGCCCAAAGGCACCUGGGCCUGGCAGAGCCUCAAGGCCAACUCCACCAAUCAGCUGUUCCUCAGCGAGCUGCGCGAGGCCACGUGGUACGAGCUCAAAAUGAAGGCCUGCAACAGCGCUGGCUGUGGUAACCAGACCUCCCAGUUUGCUACCACCGACUAUGACGGCAGUACCAUACCUCCUAUUAAAUCCGCCCGUGGAGAAGGAGACGAUGUGAAAAAGUUGUUUUCCAUCGGCUCUCCUGUCAUCCUGGUCACUCUGGGUGUGGCUUUACUCUUUAUCAUCCGCAAGAAACGCAAGGAGAAGAGGCUGAAACGGCUCCGAGAUGCAAAGAGUCUGGCUGAAAUGCUCAUCAGCAAAAACAACCGCAGUAUAGACACGCCUGUGAAAGGUCCACCUCAAGGACCAAGGCUGCACAUCGACAUCCCUCGUGUUCAGCUACUUAUUGAGGACAAGGAAGGAAUCAAGCAAAUAGGAGAGGAUAAAGCAGUAGCACCGGUGACAGACACUGAGUUCAGCCAGUCAGUGAAUCCACAGAACUUCUGCACAGGGGUGUCCCUGCAUCACCAGGCCCUCAUUCAAAAUUCAGGGCCUCUGAUUGACAUGUCGGACAUCCGUCCUGGAACCAACCCAGUGUCCAGGAAAAGCAUAAAAUCAGCUCACAGCUCCAGGAACAGAUACUCCAGCCAGUGGACUCUGAGCCGACCAAGCCAGAGCCAGUCCACAGCCUCGGCACGAACUCUGACCUCGGACUGGCGGACGAUGGGUUCCCACGGCAUCACAGCAACAGAGAGCGAUAGCUACAGCGCCAGCCUCUCCCAAGACACAGAUAAGGGUCGAAACAGCAUGGUGUCAACAGAGAGCGCCUCCUCCACCUACGAGGAGCUGGCCAGAGCCUACGAACACGCAAAGCUGGAGGAGCACCUGCAGCACGCUAAGUUCACCAUCACUGAAUGCUUCAUCUCUGACAGCUCCUCCGACCAAAUGACCACAGGUACCAACGACCCGGCAGACAGCAUGACCUCCCUAAGCACACCAUCGGAACCGGGGAUCUGCCGCUUCACCGCCUCGCCACCCAAACCACAGGACUACGACCGGGGUAAAAAUGUGGCUGUGCCCAUUCCCCAUCGUGCCAACAAAAGUGAAUUCUGCAACCUACCGCUCUAUAUGAAGGCAGACCCAUUCUUCCGCAAGCAAGGGGAUCUGCAUGACCCGUGUCCAGCUGUGCCACCGCGGGAAGCCUCAAUCCGCAGCCUGACGCAGCGGGCGUACCACACCCAGGGCCGUCACAAGACUCUAGACCCUGCCAAGCAGCAGGCCCUGAUGCUGGGCCAUUCGGGGCUGGGCAGCUUGGGUGCGAGCUCGGGCACUGCCACCCUGCCCCAGAGAACUCUCACCAUGCCCAGCUCCAACAAUGCAGCAACAGCUUCCACCUCCAGCACGAGCAGCAACCCCACCAGCAGUAACAAGGUGGGGGGCUCCAGAGACUCGCUGCUAGAGAGCAGCUCCUCUGCACUGGGGAGACUGCAGAAACAGAGCGUGGGGGCCUACUCCAAGUCAUACACACUGGUGUAGUCCACCCCGCUGCGCUGACUCACUUCUCUGUCCUGCUCCUCAGCAAGUCAUGAGUCUGGACCAGAACAGGCAUGCAGCCAUCUCUCAUCAAACCAAACUAAGGGUGGACUGCCCAACCUCCUGUCAUAUUUUCCAUGCCCAGACAGAGACCCCAGCUAACCCUACUUUUUAUGUUCACGCAGAACUCUGUGAACAAACUACUAACUCCGACUAACAGUUCCAGUCGGCUGGUGCUCAGCUCCACCUGAUUUUCCCAGGAGACACACAGCGACAACAAAAAAGAAAAGAAAAAAUAAACAUGAUUUCUGUCAUUUAGAAAUGCUGACUGUAACAGAGGAGCUUAAAGCUCCGUUUUCACGACGAUGAAGACUACAAGAGACAGUAUGAAGCUGUGUGGCCAUGCUGUCUGUGAGAAAGGCAAUUUCUGUCCUUCUUAGUUUCUUUUUUUUCUUUCAUUUUGCAAGACUUCUAUUUAAGUUUCCCCAUUUUCUCUUGCCCUCUUUGUAUCUCUCAAAGUCCCAAAUCGUUAUUGGCAGAUGUGAUUCCAAAAGUAAUGAUUCAGGUUCACUUCCACAGUCAAUAAGCGUUCACAUCUGUAUUCUCCACUCACCUCUGCACAGAUGAACUCAAUAAUCAAACCAUUACAAUGCCCACAAACCAGCUGUAACUUCUCACAUCCCAAAUAGAGAAUAUUUGGUAUUAUAAAGAAUUUUACGUAUAUAUUUCUAUGUAGGUAUAUUGUUGACAUUUAAGUGAAAUUAUGACAAAGUAUAAAUGGUAUGUACUACAGCAGAAUGUAGUAUGUAAGGCAAUUUAAUAUUAUGGUCAAACAUUUAAUUAUGAGACAAUCGCUCAAUCAUUCAAUCUAAACAAAGAGGAGUUUUUAAAAGAAGGUUGGACUUAAUGAAGAAAAUGUUUAGAAUAUAUGUGAGACAUUCUGUAUGUUACUGUAUGUCGGCCAGCUAACAGAGGAGGAUGGGACAAAACACAACAUUCUGGGCUGUGAUGCCUUCCUAGUUGUGUUUUGUAGAAACAAUCAAGAGACAUCAGGAACAUCUGGGAUGUCAUGUGCGGAGCUGAUCUCUGUAAGUUUUCACUUUGCUCACCAAGGGCCACAGUAGCUAGUUGAGGUUAACACAACAACAUGCAGAAGCCAAAGCCACAUCUCAGAGGAACUCCAAAACACGUUCCAUAUUUCAGUUCUUCUUCUGCGAAAAAAGAUUAUUCCAGCCACCUUAAAUUGUAUUAAAGUUAUUAAUUGUACUACUUGUACAUAGAAAGCCUGAAUAGCCUGCUUUUCUGUCUACCAGGAUUGAUUAGCUAAAGGCUAGUCUACACUAACCAAUACCAAAGUGAGUUGCUGCAAGGUUAAAGCAGCUGAAAUCUUCUAAAUUUCAUGGUGGUUUCUGAGAAUGUUUUUGAACCAUCUACACUGCUCAGUUUCACAUUACAUGUUUUUUAGAUACUUGUUAAGAAAGUACUGCAGAAUUUGACCCUAGGAGGCUUUAGAAGUGCUACAUUUAGCUGUUGGUGAUAGUUACUCUUAACCAUUAAUGCUUCGUAAAGAACAGUGUAAUGCAAAAUGUAUCCAAAUGGGUCCACAGGUUUAUAAAAUAAAGAACACGAACAGAUAUUGAUCAAUUUAAAAGAGCAGCAUUGGUUUUUGGCUCUUUGGUAGCCAUUAGCCUACGGGUCCUUUUGGACAGAAGCUAUUUUUCAAAUCUCAGUCUGUCAGGAAGCUACUGUAUCUUGAACAUGUAAUAUAAUUAUUUAGAACUUAAUACACAAAAACACACUUCAAAGUGGCUGGAGAAUCCCUCUAUGGCCUGUUUUAAUGGUAAACACUGACGGUCUCAUAUGUUGGUUCUCCGUUUGCUGUGUCCCUCAGCCAGUUUUUGCUCUAUAAAAGAAAAAGGAGUCAAACAAAUCCCAGUCAUGUGAAUGAAGUAAAACAAUUAAAGUCUAGAGAUAUUAUAUGUCAGGGAGUUCAGUUUUGAAAUUUCUAUGAUGUUCACUGAAUUGAUAUCUUUGAUGUUGUCCUGUCUGUACUGUAAAAUAUGUCCUACUUUUCUUAUACGUUUCUCUUUUUUUGCACUGUUGUGACACAAGAACCUAUAGGAAUGUCUAGAUUUACGCAUUCCCAUGAUGGCUUUUUGGUUUUAUUUAACCAUUUGCUCUGUUUGUUUGUUUAAGGGGAGGGUGUUCGUUGGUCUGUUGAGUUUUGAUUUGUAAUGUUCACAUUGAUUUGUUUGGGUUUUUGUACAAAAUUUGGUUUCAGGGGUACAUCAUAAUUCAGCCAAGUAAAAUCAGGGACUCAUAGCUCUUUUGGCCAUUUAAACUGCUAUUGUAUUGUGUAUAUAUGGGACUGGAGUUGGUCUGUAAACCUGAAUCAUUUCGGCUUUUGUCGUUUUCCUCUUCUGAGAUGAAUUGAAGUACAAAUCCACCGACCUGACCAAACUAAAUCUAUCAUCUGUACCUUUUUUCAUUGUUGUUUCUAAAUUGAGUUUUGUACAUAAAACACAGUUUUGUAUGAAGAGCUAUUUUCUUCAGAAUAAAUCAGGGGACAUAUUAAAGUUAAUAAACCCCUUUUGCAAAAUUGAAAUAGUAUCAGAAAUAAGAUAGACUAUUUUACUUCGGAAAUGGGCAAAAAAGCUAAGAAAAAAAUCACUUUAUUUCCAUUUUUGUUUUUUGAUACUUUUUUUUAUUCUUUUGAUGUUGUCAUUUGUCCUCUUUACUUUUUUAUUAAUAUUUUUUGUUCAUCCUCAGAAAAGUCAUUGCAUGCUUGCUAAAGGGAAAAUUUGAUGGGAAAAAACUAUGAAAAUCAAAAACGUAAAAAAAUAACAAUGUUGAGGGCAUCCCGAACAUUUCUUUGAGUUGCUUGUUACAGCAAUUGCUUGUGUUCAAAGGUACAUUUUCUAUGAAAAGAAAGCAAAAACUAAAAAUGAUCAUUCUAACACCUUGUGCAAUAAAGCUAUCUUUCAUA
Nothobranchius furzeri (turquoise killifish) is the source of this 9707-nucleotide messenger RNA. Its product is annotated as cell adhesion molecule DSCAML1. The record is from RefSeq and is a predicted model, not a curated record. Gene Ontology annotation, molecular function: cell-cell adhesion mediator activity. Gene Ontology annotation, biological process: axon guidance; dendrite self-avoidance; homophilic cell-cell adhesion. Lineage: Eukaryota; Metazoa; Chordata; Actinopteri; Cyprinodontiformes; Nothobranchiidae. Gene Ontology annotation, cellular component: plasma membrane; axon.